Messenger RNA from Oppiella nova, 1497 nucleotides. The record is from the annotation of a GenBank genome assembly. Lineage: Eukaryota; Metazoa; Arthropoda; Arachnida; Sarcoptiformes; Oppiidae.
AUGGCAGAGCUGUACACACCGGACAGGGGGUUGUCUUCAAGGAUACCAAUCUUGACGGACUCCGGUACUAAAAAUUUGUCGUUAAUUAGACAACAGAACACUAUUUAUAUCCUUAUGUGCACGGUAAUUGAAUGCAGACACGAAUGCGUUGGUCGUAAGGGAAAUGACACUCAAUACUGUGUUUGCAACGCUACCUAUUGCGAUGACCUAGAUCCUAUUACCAAACAACCCGUUGGCACAAUACUGUCCUACCAGUCCAGUAAGAGUGGGGACAGAUUCAAAGAAUCCCAGUUAAAAUUUGUCAAACAAAAUGACCAUGAUAAUGCUGAUCGGGUGACACUGACCCUGGACAAAAGUAAAAGGUUCCAAAAGAUAUUUGGUAUAGGUGCCGCGUUUACCGAUGCAGCCGCUAUUAAUAUUGGUAGUUUGCCCAAGGACAUGUCCGAUAGGGUUAUCAAGGACUAUUUCUCAGCAUCUGGUAUUGGGUUCAGUAUGGCUCGUAUACCUAUAGCUGGCUGCGAUUUCUCGACCCAUGAGUACACAUAUGAUGAUACAAAGGAUGAUUAUUCACUUGAACAUUUUACUAUGCCUGAUGAGGAAAUUAAAUACAAGUUGGGCACUGUUACCAUUCCCCAAAUUAAAUUAGCUAAACAGGUGGCUCAACAUGGACUUAAACUUUACGGCAGUCCCUGGAAUACACCGCAUUGGUUGAAUGAUGCUCAAAAAUUGAAAACCCAACCAGAUAAACAAUAUGAGACAUGGGCUAACUAUUUUGUCAAGUUCCUGGAUGAGUACAAAAAGAAUGGCAUUGAGUUAUGGGGACUGACCAUGCAAAAUGAGCCAAUGUCAUUUAGCUCUAUGCACUUCCUAAACGCAUCUAUUGAGCGAGACUUUGUGAAAAAGCAUCUUGAAAGGGCACGACUGGGCAUAUGGGACUCAGGCAGUGGCUAUGCCCGCCAGAUAAUAGACAAUUUUAGCCAUUGGGUAAGCGGUUGGGUGGAGUGGAAUUUGGCCCUGAGCGUGUUUGGCAACCCUAAUAAGGAUAAGAAAAUGGCUGACGCACCCCUGAUAAUUGAUGUUGACAACAAGGAAUAUUUCAAAAAUCCCCAAUUUUAUGCCAUUGGACAUUUUAGUAAAUUCGUAGCACCCGACUCAGUUAGAGUUGAGUUGACAGCCAGUAAAAUUGAAAAAGAUUUCAAGUCUAUUGCUUUCGAAACACCGGAUAAAUCAGUGGUCGUUGUUAUGGUGAAUGAUAGUCCCAACCCCAUAGAUAUUACUAUUAGUGACCCCGCUCAUGAUAUACGUCUGAAUCUCAUGGGGUUUGACGGUAUGAGUGACCCGAUUGCUGCCCUCUUUGAUAGUCAGCGCCAACGUGUCGUUCCUUCUGUUGAAGACAAUGACAACAACCCCGCCGUCGGGCCUCUGAAAGGCAGUGCUGUACACAUCGGACUGGGGGUUGUCUUCAGUGAUGCCAAUCUUGACGGACUCCGGGACUAA